Pyricularia grisea is the source of this 471-nucleotide messenger RNA. RefSeq lists its product as uncharacterized. The coding region runs from base 1 to 471 and encodes 156 amino acids. The record is from RefSeq and is a predicted model, not a curated record. The transcript has a single exon. NCBI's taxonomy places the organism in Eukaryota, Fungi, Ascomycota, Sordariomycetes, Magnaporthales, Pyriculariaceae.
AUGACGUCGGCAAAAACCACCACUGUCUCUCCCGAAAUUAUCGAGGCAAUCCGCAGCAAGAAAACAUUGUACUGCCGCGCAGUCGACACGAAAUCAUGGGCCGAAUUCGAACGCAUAGCCCUACCCAACGCCACCUUGGUUUACAAAAACUCAGUCAAUGGCUUGACGACUGACGCGUCCGAUGGCACAAACCUGCCCUCAUUUAAUAGCCGGGACGACUUUGUGGCAUUCUUCAAGAAAGCCUUCGAGCCAUUGCAAACCAUCCACAUGGUAAACAGCGGCUCUUUUGAAAGGAUAAGCGACGACGAGGUCAAGGCUGUGUUUGCAUUGGUUACACAUGGUGGUCCAACUUGCGACUCUAAAAAUGGGCAUGUAACUGCAGGGGGAUACUACAAUGAGGUUUACAAGAAUGUAGAUGGUGAAUGGUUUUUGAAGAGUAUCGAGUUUGAGAAGGUGUAUAACAGGGUUUGA